AAUAAUGCUGGGCCCGGCACCACUGCUCGAACGAGGGCCUCGAAGUUGCUGGUUUGUAGGAUGGAGUUCACCAUAUCGGAUCAGGCAACCUCCGAGGACGCAGCGCGUGCUCUACGAGAGCAGUCUCAAGCUUACCCGAAGGCCCCAAAUGUGAAUUUGGAGAUGCCACAGACAGAGGCACACAUUGAUGUGAAGUACAAAGCCGAUAUCCCCUCAACGAAAGUCGCUGUAGAUGUGGACACCGAUUUGGCUGUUGACGUUGGUAGCAGGAUUGGAAAAACGGGUGGAUUCAAGGUCGAAAUGCCGCAGGCGCCCUGGAAGAUGGACAAGUCAGGUAAGGGCAAGGGCCCGAAGGUGGAUGCUGGUUUGGACAUGUUUGACGUCGUCGCCCUGUUCUCUGCAAGUACUGACGUGAAUGCAAACGCGGAUUUAGAUGUGGAUGCUGACUUGUAA
Messenger RNA from Dibothriocephalus latus, 453 nucleotides. The record is from the annotation of a GenBank genome assembly. Lineage: Eukaryota; Metazoa; Platyhelminthes; Cestoda; Diphyllobothriidea; Diphyllobothriidae.